This is a messenger RNA of Caenorhabditis briggsae, 1578 nucleotides long. The coding region runs from base 1 to 1578 and encodes 525 amino acids. The record is from RefSeq and is a predicted model, not a curated record. The transcript is spliced from 5 exons. NCBI's taxonomy places the organism in Eukaryota, Metazoa, Nematoda, Chromadorea, Rhabditida, Rhabditidae.
AUGCCGCCGGCUCGCGGGACCAAAACACUCGCCUGGUUUAUGGAUAACGAUAUUCUGAGCAAUCAAGAAGUGGGCGGAGCCUCAGGACCCCCGGUUGGAGUGAUUGGAAGCGGACGGAGGGGUAGCUCGUCGGAUGAAUCGAAAUCCACGACGCCACCAUCGAUUCAACAACAACAACACCUUCAACAACACCUGUACCACCUUCAGAAUCUUCAGAAUCAUCACCAUCAAAAUCAGAAUUCACACGUUCAGAAUCAGCAGAAGAAGCACAAGAAGUUUCGGAAAACGGCGUCGGGCCGUCGUGAAGGUUUUCAGGCGUCGUCGCAAGCGAUGUCCGAAUCCUCGGAAGACGGCGUCGUUGCAUCCGCUACAGUAAUCUCAGGGGCCACGUCAUCUGGAGCCGCACCGACGUCUUCUGGAAAUGAGGAGUACUGGUUUUAUGAUGUGCAAUCGGAUGGAUACUAUUAUGAGCAGAAUGGUGCGAAAGGGUGGAGACGGAGACAGCCGAACGCCGCGGUUCAUAAGUCACAGAAUGGGAAGGAUCAGGAAGUCGCCCAUAUGAACGUCAAUGGCCCAUCGAAAUACAACCAGCUCCUGGCCGCGCAGACCGCCGCCGCCCAAGCCGCCUUCCUCCAACAGGCCUAUCACAUGCAGGCCGCGGCCCAAAUGGCGGCCCAAAGCCCACCCACACCAAAUUCCGGCCCAGGAGCCGCUCAGAAUCCAACGAUGCGUUAUUAUGACCCGAAUUCUGAUGGAUUCUUCUACGAAAUGGCUUCAGUGGACGGAUGGAAACGUCGUCAACCGAAUAAGCCUGUCUCGGCAUCGGUUUCUGGAAUGAUUCGUCCGUAUUCUCAGAGGCCUCCGACGUCUUCUGGAGCAUCUGGAGCCACUUCGUCGUCGUCGUCGUCCUAUGGAGCCGCGCUGGCACGUGGACAAUUCCCGAGGAAUACGGUCAAACAGCCAGAAUCCACGUCUCCUGAUAUCCUCGGAAACGGAGGAGGAGGAGGAGGAGAAUCAUCGACACCAGGACUUCAGGAUUCUGGAUCCACGUCAUCGUCGACGUGUGGAGAGCCAACUACCAACUUUUCGGAGUUCUUGGCAUCGGUUCAACGGCCAUCGGCGUUGAAAUUGAUGGAAAAGGAUUCGGGAGCCAUGGAGAAUGCGCCCAACUCGACUGCCGCGCUUUUCGAUGCGAUGUUGGCGGAUUUAAACGCCGGGAGCAAGACGCCCGUCUACUCUUCGCAUCCACUCUCCUCGUCGAACUUUUCCACAAUUCCCACGUCACCAAUGAAGCCGAUGACGUCGGAUUCAUGGAAUUCGUUCCGCUCGUGCAGCCUCUUCUCCCCAAUCAAACCAUCGAAACGCGUCGUUCUGGGUGCCACAUCGUCUGGAUUCAGCCAACCAAUGGGCGCCACUCCAAUCAUGGACCUGAAUGACGAUACGAUGAACAUGUUGAUGCGCGAUUUGGACAAAUUGUGGGCAAACACGCCGGUUUCGGGCCUUAAUCAGGUCUUUUUGACUCCAAAUUCACAUUUUGGACCCCCGAAAAAUCGAAAAAUUAAAGCUGAGCAAUUUUGA